Messenger RNA from Moneuplotes crassus, 1184 nucleotides. The record is from the annotation of a GenBank genome assembly. NCBI's taxonomy places the organism in Eukaryota, Ciliophora, Spirotrichea, Euplotida, Euplotidae.
UGAUAGGUGUGAUAGCGGUGGUUCUGGGAAGCCUUGUUCAAGCACAGAUGUGUGAUGAGGGAAGUCAGAGGUUGAAGAGAAGGGAUUUGAGUGGUGUGCCAGUGGAUUGAUUUAGUAAGCCGGUCUGAAGUGUGUGAAAUAGUGAGACAUCUUGUUAUUGGAUAGACAAUGGAUGAACUGAUCUUGAUUCAGAUAUCUUCUUGUCGGAGUAUUACGAUGAAUCUCAAGCUGAAGACAAUUGAGCAGAGUAUUCCACUUCAACAAUUGAUCUUUCCAAAGUGUUAGGGGAAACUAUUGAGCUAAAACACAACACUGUCAAAGAUAUUAGAAAUGUUAUGUGUCAAUGGACUAUAAAGACAGACAAAUCCAAGAGCAUAGAAAUUACAAUUUCCAGAAACGAUCAAACAUAUGAAGAAAUCGGUCUGAACUACACUCUGAGAGGAACUCUAACUUCGGUGGACAACAAAGAUUUGACUUCUUGUGGAGAAAGCACUUAUUCUCUCAAAUUCGACAACAAUAUAAGCGAGAUUGUCGUCAGGACCAGAACGAGAAGAAAUCGGAACGAUUACGACAUCUUGAUCGCACAGGAAGGCAAAGACCUGGGGACUCCGAACGUGCUCACCAACAACAAGAAGUUGGUGGAAAUCAUUGCUGUCAUUGUGAUCGCUAUUUUUGUGAUUAUCAUUGUUGUCUUGGUUAUAUUUGCUCUUUGUAAAAGAACAACAACUGAAGAAAGUAAAAGAGGAAAUUUUGAUCUAAAACUAUCAUCCAAUAAAGGAAAGAAGAAAGUCUUUAAAUAUUCAAAUAAAUUAGCAGAAGAAAAGGAAACAUAUAAUGAAGAAACAAUGGAUUGAAUGCUUUCAGGAAAAUAUGAAAAUAUGCCUCGCAUCUAUCAAACUUCCAAGUGUUUAAUAUGCCUCUCAAAGUUCUGACCUGAAGAUAUGUGUCAUUUAACAAAUGAAUGCGGCCAUUUAUUUCAUUCUCAUUGACUCAAAAGAUGGUACAAAAUGGUGUCUCAUUUGAGUGAUUUGGUAUGUCCAAAGUGACAGACCCCCACAAAUCCAACAUUAGAUCAAUAUCCCGAAAACAACGAUCCUUCUAGUAACAAAGGACUUGAAAAUUUCAACAGCAGGAGUCAAUUUGAAGCAGACGAUGAAGAGCAUUAACACUAAAAUACAAAUCUG